UGAUAACAAACAAGGAGUUAGUCUUGAAUUGUACACCUUAUAUUAAUUUAGUCACUUGUGUGCUUAAAGUUCAAAUAGUUAUUUGCGUGUUACGGUGUUAACAAAGAUUUUUUUAUAUAUCAUUAAUGAUUAUACAAAAUUGAUCAAAGACAAAUUUACGUUGAAGAUGAUUUAUAUAAACGUUUUGACCACAGGUGAGGGUGUCAUUUCAUCAGCCACAGUUAGUUUUUCUUGUCAGCUUACUACUACUUCCUUCUUCUAAUUAACUAUUUCAGAUAACAUCUAUAUAGUUUAUCAAAAUAAUAAAAAUAAAAUAAAAACAUCUAUAUAAGAAUAGUUAUCCCUCCCAAUAAUUAUUUCAUCUCCAAGACCAAACAUUUGUUUGGAGGGUCUAUCAUGAUGCACUUCCUACUGGAUCCAAGCUUCAACACCGGCGAAUCAUACACAAUCCAGUUUGUCACUGCUGCCAGAGGACGGAAGGACAGAAGAAACCCUAACACAUGCUCUUUUUAGUUGUUUAACUAUUCAGAAGGUAUGGAAUCUAACUCCUUUCUUUGCUCAUAUUACUAAAGGGAAAUUUCACUAUUUGCCCUUAAUAAUAUACCCCAUAUCAAAAUUUAUACCCUAAACUAAUUUGUACAAAUUAAUGCCUAUAAUUUUAAAAGAUACCCAAAUUACCCUUUAAUUAAAAUUUCCCUCUAACAGUUUAUCUCUCUUCCCCUUCGUCCUUUCCUCUCUCUUCCCACUUCGUCUUCCCCAACCCCCCACCUACCUCCGAGAAACCCAACCAGCGAGGCACCUCCAUUGAAGGCGUUCCCGACCUCCAUUCCCUCUCUCUCUCUCUCUUUCCACUUCGUCUUCCCCAACCUCCAUUCCCUCUCUCUCGCCACAACGAAAGUCCGAGAACCCACUUCGUCUUCGUGUGCAUCCAAUCGACGAACCCAUGAAGGAAACCCACAACCCAGUCGAGGACGACAAAACCCACGAAACAACCACCACAAAAUCCAGUCGACACCCACCACCGUCCUCAAUCGACGCCCACUUCAGUCAAAAAGAUGGCUCCCAGACUCAUAAUUCCAGCACCUGAGCAUUUUACUGGACGCGUUACUUACAGAGGCACCAGAACUUUUGCAAAAAUAAAGUCUCAGUUUGAGGAGUACAACUUGAAUAACAUGGCGAAGGAAAGCCGUUUCGGCAACUUUUGGAAUGCCGUACCCUUGACAUUCUCCUCGGUGUUAUUUCACCAGCUUAUGCUCCACAAAAUGAAGGUAGAUGGCCAGGAGGAGUUGAGGAUGCGGUUUUACAUUGGUCGGAAGGAGGUCAGAUUCGGAGUGCUUGAGUUUGCACUCAUUACAGGACUGGACUUCUCCUCGGGGCCAACAGUAUAGGAGAAGGCUGCGCAGGUUGCUCGCUCAGGCUCAGACCGAUUGAUCAACAAAUAUUUCAACCGGUCUGGUAGUGUGAAGACAGAAGCACUCCAAGAUAGGUCCACAAACUGUCAGAACCCGGAAGACAUGUACAAGCUCAGCUUGUGCUUGUUUGUGGAGUCAGUGCUUCUGGGGCGCGAGGCUAACGCGCUGAUUACUCCUGACAUACUUAGAUAUGUCGAAGACCUCGAGUUCUUCUUCCGGAUUUCUUGGGGGAAGCACUCAUUUGCCAGACUCAUGCACUCGCUUCAAAAAGAUAUGUUGAAACAGAAGGCCAACUACGAGAAGAAGCUGAGUUCGGAUGUUCAGCACGAGUGCAAAUACACAGCAUAUGGCUUCGCACCUCCAGUACAAUAUUGGGCGUACGAGGCCAUUUUGGAGGUAGGGAAGAGGUAUGGCACGAAUCACGGGAUUCGGUUCCCCAGGAUGCUUAGCUGGACGAGCAAGGGUGAUAUUGGGAAGAAAGAAGUUAGCGCAUUAUUUUCUAGACGGAAUCUUGAAGUGGUGAAGGGGCUACUUCCACGGACAGAGGAGGAGGCAUUUGUGAGGACCAUAUCUUACGAUGGUGUGGAGAACCUGGUUGAUGAUGGUGUGGAUGACACAGAGGCUGAGGCAGGUAGUCAGGUACCAGAGACUCAGGUACCAGACACUCAGAAAACAGACACUCAGGUACCAAUUUUUGGAUAUUUGAUUUUUUAUUGUUUUUGUUCUGUGAUAUUUGUUACAUUGUGGAAUUAUCGUAUGCUUACCGUAUUUUUUUGGUAUAUAUUUUUUCAGGCCACUGGUUCAGAACCUCAACCCAGUGCACCAUCUUCAUCAGGCGUUCGUGGUGCCGAGUACACUGAUUUAGUGGCGAGGUUGGAUAGGAUCGAGGCUGAUACUCAGGGUCUGUAUGUUGUUCAUGUCGAGCUGAAGAAGGCAUACGAGACCAGCCAUGUAGAGCUGAAGGGUGGUCAGAACGUAAUUAUGGAGCAGCUCAGAGACAUAUUGGCCAUGUUGAAUCGUCCGCCAACGACAGCUUCAGCACCGGAGGCCCCAGCAGAUCCAUCUACCCCACCACCAGCUGCAUCACCCCCAGUAGAAGAGGAGGAGGUCUUCCCUGACGGGUACGAUCCUUAUGAGGGAGCUCCAGCCACUCCCAUCGAUACAGGUGUUAUCCAUGUACAUGACACCGAGUCCCACGGUGAGAUUCUGUCGAUAGAGGCACAACCUGCAAUGGUUAAGAGUCGGAAGAGGAAGAGAAAUCCUCCUAUAUGGUUCGGUGACUACACGGAGAUGAAGAGGAGACAUAGGCCAUCUUCGACGUUUGAUCCCCUGGCGCCACCGGAUGAGCAAUUGUUAGUUACUUUCCGAAAGUGGUGUGUUGGACUCAUUCCGAACCACCGACUUCGGGAUUUGAGAAGUGGUGAUUACGGUCCAUCAUUCUUUUGGAAGCUGCUGACACCAAAGGAAUGGCUUACAGAUGACCAUAUAGAUGCAGCAAUGCAUAUGCUGAGGAGCCGACGCACCGACUAUCCACUGACAUUUCCUCAGAAGGGUAUCAUUCUCUCCACAUUCGUGACCACCAUGAUCAGCAGUGCAUGGACGAACCACAGGGGUCCGAGGAGAAACUUUGUGUGGGAGGAUUAUAUCCUGGAGUACUGCAAAGGGGUUCAUAAGAACCAGUUCUUUUCGAGAUGGAUGGGUAACGAGUAUAUUUACUUCAUUCUGCAUCUUCCCGAGGCAAGGCACUGGGUCACAGUUGAAGUUGACAUAGAGCUGUGGAAAAUUAAUGUCUACGACUGUGAUUCCAGCGUCUGUCAUUGGACCGCCAUGGAACCCGUCCUGAAGACUUGGGAAGAACUGCUGCCCUCGCUAAUCCUUGAAACCGGGGAAUUUCCACGUAACAACCAGAUCAUGGCGUUAACUAACAGGGACAUCACGAUGCUUCCAAAAAUGCAUUCGACUCGAGCCACUCACGACUUAGUUCCGAAGGCAACAACCAGUGGUGAUUGUGGCGUCUAUUACAUUGAGUAUGUGGAGCAUCUCAUGAUGCAACGUGGAUUGACCGAUGUGACGCCAGGCCGGAUAGUUAUGUUUUGUGAACGGUGGUGUGUUGAUUUAUUUUACCAAAAUGUAGGCUGAUUAUAUGUGUAAUUAUUGGGACAUUGUAUAUUUUGUGUAAUUAACAUUACAGUUAUGUAUAUAUAGACUUUCUCUUCGUUCAAAUUUUGAUAAUUAUUCGUGGUUUCAAAUAUAAAAUAUCGAUAUUAUUCAACAAAAAUAACUAUUAAACCUAAAAAUAAUUAAAAUAUUAAAAAAAUAUUCAACCUCGACAUUAUUUUAAAGCAGUUUCGAACCUGAAAUAGAAAACAUGUUAUUACAACGAAUAAGUACAGGACGCCUCAAAUGCAGG
Molecule: messenger RNA, 3822 nt
Organism: Cannabis sativa
Lineage: Eukaryota; Viridiplantae; Streptophyta; Magnoliopsida; Rosales; Cannabaceae
Exons: 6
Coding region: 1515-3551 (678 amino acids)
Biological process (GO): proteolysis
Molecular function (GO): cysteine-type peptidase activity
Source: RefSeq, a predicted model, not a curated record